AAGCUUGCAGAGAGGAUGACGUCAGAGCUGGAUCGACUGCAAGGCUCGGUGACUGGAAACCUGAGAGACCUCAUCAGCAGCAGCUUUACGGGGGAUUCUGAUAGGGUAAAUUACCCCAGAAAUGACCAGCACUCGGGCAGCCUGAGCAACAGCGGGAAACUGGGAAGCGGAGGUAUUGGGGGGGGAGGGGGUGUGGUGAGUAGGGUUGGAGGCUUGGGGGCGUGGUUAGGCUCGGGAAUUGGCAGUGUCGGGAUCAAUAGCAAUAGCGGCAACAGCAGUGGCAGCAGUGGCAUCAGCAGCAGCAGGGGAGCGGGAAAUGCGGCCAUGGGGCACAUCAGAGCGUCAGUGGCGGCAGCAAUGGUGGAGAAGCUAUGGCGGCGGCACAAGGAGGCUGGUGACGUGGCUCUCCGAUUAAAUAUGGGCGUUCGGGACACUGCGAGAAGAAG
Messenger RNA from Closterium sp. Naga37s-1, 446 nucleotides. The record is from the annotation of a GenBank genome assembly. Lineage: Eukaryota; Viridiplantae; Streptophyta; Zygnematophyceae; Desmidiales; Closteriaceae.